AUGUUUUGUCGGUCGCGCUUAAGGCACGUGGCGAUGGUGCGACGAGUCCCGAGGCGUACUGCAGCAGCCCUUCACGCCGGGCCGCCGGGCUACGCCUACGCCACCGUCACCGUCACCGCCCACCGCUGCUACCGAGCAGACUUUUACAGCAACGCCUACGUACAAAAGCGAGCUGCCGUUACGAGCGUCUCUCCCACCACCGCUGAGGGUGUGCCGUCUCCGCUGGCCCCCGUGUUGGACGCAGCCGCUCUCGCUGCAUCGCUUGAUGAUGCAGCGCAUGAGGCGUCAGCGGAAGGGAAGGUGCCACCUUCACAACUACCAUCGCCCGCGGUGCGGCUGUUACCCGUGUCUACCUCGGGACACCUUGUGAGUGACUGUGCUCUUGACACGCAGGAGCUAGCGAUGGCGGUUGCAGAUGAAGCGCUGCAUGGGGAGAGUGCGAUUUUGAUGCUGCCAGAGCACCUUGAACAGGAGGGUGGCCAAGAGAAGUGCCGCUUGGGCAGCGAGAGGGCGAUUGCCACGGUGACGCCGGCGUCCGAAAGUUGGGUGGCCACAAUGAUCUCCCCCUGCAGUUACCUUUCGCGGCAGGACGCCCUUUACUUGUCAGCGCCAACCCCAUUGGAGGCACGGCUACCUGUGGCUGCCACACCAACGCUUUCAUCGUGCGUCAUGGUUGUUUUUGCCGCGAAUGACAUGCGGGUACAUGACAACUACACACUGGCGUUGGCUGCCGUGCGGGCGGAAGCAGCGGGUGGCCUGCCGGUAGUCGCCGUCGUUGUCGUCGACUACCGCGUCUUUGCACAACCGAGCGCAGUCGGAGGGUACUUCCGGCAGAGUCCCAUGCGGGCACGGUUUUUCCUUGAGACUCUUUCCAGGUUGCGGGAGAAACUGGAGGAGGAGCUACACGUACCGCUCCUUAUUCGCUGUGGGCGGCCCGAAGAACAUGUCCCUCGCCUCGCCGUGGAAUGCGGUGCCACCGACGUGUUCCUCACGACACAGUACACCCCGCAUGAAAAGCAUGUGCACGACGCCAUCAUGGCCUCGAUUAAAAGCCGCCAAUGGGUGAGCCGCGACGCUGCGACGGGCCUCCGGUCAAAAAGGCAUGACGCAGCCGUACGCCACCCGUACGACAGCCCCGAGGAGGGUGAGAGGGUGACGAGGGCGAGGGCGGUCUUGCCCGUCCCACAUAGCGUCUGGCAGACAACCUUGGUGCACAUCGAUGACCUACCUGUGCCGGUGUCUGCCAUGGCCGAGGGUGAGCGCUGGUACCACGAUGAUGUGACUGUCGCAACUAUUCGCCCGACAAAGCCGUACGACCGCUACAUUGCACGGCUAUUGUCACUACCAACGCGGCACGAGCUGCUCCCAUCUGCGGCGGAGCAGAGUGGUUUGGCGUGCCCACCGCCAUACCGCGGCGGCAUUCCAAGUUUGGAGCAACUUGGCUACGGCAACCCUGAGGCCUUUGCGGUGGAGGAAGUCAUCGCGACGCAAUCUUCACAUACGCCCGGAGAAGACGCGGCUAUUGAGCGCGUGGAGGAUUGGCUUGCAGGCGGCGGCGUGACGUCGCUCCUGCGCUACGGCCGCGUGCACCGUACAAAUGUGAAGAUGUACUCGCAACGUCUUUCACGGGUGUCACCGUACCUCUCAAACGGGUCGCUCUCACCGCGACGUUUCUACGAGAUGCUGCGAAGCUAUGCCAACGAAAAUGUGCGUGAUAAUUUUGUUCAGAUGCAAUACCGUGAGGCUCUGCUUCGGCUGAGCCGACGCGAUUACUGGCAUUGGAUGGGUUUACGAUACGGGCCGCAGCUAUUCUUCCCAUACGGCCCACGGCCUGAACACACCGACAACAUUCCAGACUGGCGCCAUGAUGAAAAAAUUGUUCAGAAGUGGUGUGCAGGACUAACAGGCGUGCCGUUCGCAGACGCGGCAAUGCGGGAGCUGCUGACAACGGGCUUUCUCGCCCACGAGGGGCGGCAGGCGUUGGCCUGGCUGCUCACACGCGGCUACGGACAAGACUGGCGCCUGGGGGCGGAGUGGAUGGAGCGUUGCUCACUUGACUAUGAUCCGUUUUUGUGCUACUGCAACUUUGCCUACUUUAGCGAGCUUCUCUUGGACGACUUUGGUGAACCUGUUCGUAGUGUUCACUGGCUCGCCCACCACCACGAUCAGUCGGGUAUCUACGUGAAGAAGUGGCUGCCGCUGCUGAGUAAGAUUCCGCCUGUCUACAUCCACAGGCCACACGUUCUUACACCGCGGAUGCAAGCCAUGCAUGGUGUGAGGGUGGGUAAGACAUACCCCUACCCGCUGAAACUGUGGGAUGGUGCUCAGUACGUGUUGGGUACCAAUGACCUCACCAGCUACUUCAAUUCCUCUAGUACGUGGCAGCGGAAGGCAAGGAAUGGCGCGGGCGGCCCAGGCUAUGCGGAGGCCCUGCGCCACGGCCAGGCACUCAUGCGGGUGGAGGAAUGGGGUGUCUCCGUCUCGCCGGAGGAGGUGUCCCAGCGUCCGUGGGCGCGUCACCUUCCCGCAUCUGCCUUUGAAAGUUGCGACGACGAGGCGCAGACACUUUACAUGGCGCGGAAGGACCAAACGCAGCAGACACAACACCAGCAGGCGUCUCUGGUCUGA
This is a messenger RNA of Trypanosoma rangeli, 2628 nucleotides long. RefSeq names its product putative DNA photolyase. The transcript has a single exon. Lineage: Eukaryota; Euglenozoa; Kinetoplastea; Trypanosomatida; Trypanosomatidae. Gene Ontology annotation, molecular function: FAD binding; DNA binding. Bases 1 to 2628 code for a protein of 875 amino acids. Gene Ontology annotation, biological process: photoreactive repair. The record is from RefSeq and is a predicted model, not a curated record.